AUGGCUUCCUUCUUAUCAAGAUUCACUUCCCAAAGAGCUACUUGGGUCCCAAUCGCUGUCGGUUCAGUCGCAGUUGCUGCUUCAUUAUACUACACUAAUGCUAAUAAGUCCCCAUUAGCAAACGAAACUCCAGUCACUUUCAAAGGUGAUGAUCAAUGGAUUGAUUUAAAAUUGGUCAAGAGUGUUGAAAUCUCUCCAGAUACUAGACAUUUCUAUUUUGCUUUACCUUCAGCUGAUCACAAGAGUGGAUUGAUCACUGCUUCAUGUUUAUUGGCUAAAUACGUUACUGAAAAAGGUAACAAUGUCGUUAGACCUUACACUCCAAUCUCUGAUGUUGAACAAAAAGGUCAACUUGAGUUCGCCAUUAAGAGAUACCCAACUGGUAAAUUUGGUAACCAUUUGUUUUCAUUGAAAGAAAAUGACACCGUUUCAUUCAAAGGUCCAAUUGUUAAAUGGGAAUGGACUCCAAACCAAUUUGAAAACGUUACUUUAAUCGGUGGUGGUUCAGGUAUUACUCCAUUAUAUCAAUUAUUACAUGAAAUUACUAAAAACCCAGAAGAAAAAACUAAAAUCAAUUUAGUUUACGGUAAUAAAACUCCAGGUGAUAUUUUGUUGAAAAAAGAUAUUGAUUCAAUCGCUGAGAAAUAUUCUGAUAGAGUCAAAGUUCAUUAUUUCGUUGAUAAAGCCGAAGGUGACUGGAAAGGUGAAACUGGAUUCAUUACUAAAGAUUGGUUAAACAAAAAUGUCCCACAUCCAGAUGCUUCUCACCAAGUCUUUGUCUGUGGUCCUCCACCAUUAUACGAAGCCAUCUCUGGUAAUAAGGUUUCUCCAAGUGAUCAAGGUGAAUUGACUGGUGCUUUGAAAGAAUUGGGUUUCACCAAGCAAAAUGUCUUUAAAUUUUAA
This is a messenger RNA of Hansenula anomala, 903 nucleotides long. It is a transcript of the gene MCR1, whose product is annotated as cytochrome-b5 reductase. The record is from RefSeq and is a predicted model, not a curated record. Bases 1 to 903 code for a protein of 300 amino acids. Gene Ontology annotation, biological process: ergosterol biosynthetic process. NCBI's taxonomy places the organism in Eukaryota, Fungi, Ascomycota, Saccharomycetes, Phaffomycetales, Wickerhamomycetaceae. The transcript is spliced from 2 exons. Gene Ontology annotation, molecular function: cytochrome-b5 reductase activity, acting on NAD(P)H.